UAGCAGCUGUGCUCGAACGUGCGGACGAAGAGACCAUUGUGCCACUGUUGUUUACAAAGGACAUAACAAGAGAAAGCAACUUCUACAUAAUAUACUUAUUUUUACACUUCCCUACAUUUACUACGACUCCUGGAGUAUGCUUUUACAUCGUUUGACAUUGAAACGAUUUUCUAUGGAAGAACAAGGCAACGUCAUCAUAGUUGAAAGUAAUUUCAACCAGAGAGACGCCUUUAGAGAAUCCUGAUCCUCGGCUUUUCAGUCCUGGGUAACUUGAGUCAAGACUCGAGUUCAUCUAUCUUGUUUUCACAUCAUCCACGCAUCCAAGUCUCGCCUUAAAUACGUGCCUCCAGUCCCAUCAAGCAGAAAAAUGGUCGGAUUUGGUCCUGCUGAUGUGCCUCCUACGGCAGCUGUGAAGUUUGUGGGUGCUGGGACGGCGGCUUGCAUCGCUGACCUGGUUACCUUCCCACUAGACACUGCCAAAGUUCGGCUACAGAUCCAAGGCGAGGCCAAGGGCCGCAGUAAUGGCGGCGGGCCAGCCAAGGGACUCCAGUACAAGGGCGUGUUUGGCACCAUCACCACCAUGGUGCGAACCGAAGGCGCCCGCAGCCUCUACAACGGCCUGGUGGCCGGACUCCAGAGGCAGAUGAGCUUCGCCUCCGUCCGCAUUGGACUCUACGACUCAGUCAAGCAGUUUUACACCAAGGGCUCAGAACAUGCCGGGAUCGGUAGCCGGCUCCUGGCUGGGUGCACGACCGGGGCCAUGGCUGUGGCCGUGGCUCAGCCCACUGAUGUGGUCAAGGUGCGCUUCCAGGCGCAGGUGAGCUGUGCCGAAGGCGCCAAGAGGUACCAGGGCACCAUGGAUGCCUACAGGACCAUCGCCAGACAGGAGGGAGUCAAAGGACUGUGGAAAGGAAUGGGACCAAACGUCGCCCGCAAUGCCAUAGUGAACUGCACAGAGCUGGUGACCUAUGACCUCAUUAAGGAUGCACUUAUCCGAUCAACACCCUUGACUGAUGAUCUCCCCUGCCAUUUCACCUCUGCCUUCGGUGCAGGCUUUUGCACCACGGUGAUCGCCUCACCGGUCGAUGUUGUGAAAACAAGAUACAUGAACUCCUCCAAUGGCCAGUACAAGAGCGCUGUGAGCUGCGCACUCAACAUGUUUCUCAAGGAGGGCCCCAUGGCCUUCUACAAAGGAUUUAUGCCCUCUUUCCUGAGGCUGGGUUCUUGGAACGUGGUGAUGUUCGUGACCUACGAGCAGUUGAAGCGUGCCAUGAUGCAGGCUCGCAACAACUAUGCCUCUCCGCUCUAGAUUACAACACAUGUUGUGCCUGCAGUUUCUUUAGCAAUAAUACUCUUCUUAUCUACCUCUCUCUUAGUACUUUUCUAGUUGUGAAACAUUCGCUUGUUUACACCUAUGCUUGCAGUCUCUCUAAUUUUACUCAAGGUACACCCAAAGAUGAAAAGCUGGUCUUCUUUCUCCAUAUUUGUCUUUUAAAAAGCUGUAGUGUUUUUAUUUUGAAUAAAAUGUUUACUAGUUUUA
Engraulis encrasicolus (European anchovy) is the source of this 1540-nucleotide messenger RNA. It is a transcript of the gene ucp2, whose product is annotated as uncoupling protein 2. Gene Ontology annotation, biological process: adaptive thermogenesis; response to cold; mitochondrial transmembrane transport. Lineage: Eukaryota; Metazoa; Chordata; Actinopteri; Clupeiformes; Engraulidae. Gene Ontology annotation, molecular function: oxidative phosphorylation uncoupler activity. The transcript has 8 exons. The record is from RefSeq and is a predicted model, not a curated record. Bases 368 to 1309 code for a protein of 313 amino acids.